Molecule: messenger RNA, 582 nt
Organism: Hydatigera taeniaeformis
Lineage: Eukaryota; Metazoa; Platyhelminthes; Cestoda; Cyclophyllidea; Taeniidae
Source: the annotation of a GenBank genome assembly
AUGGCUGCUCAGGGUUCGCCUGAUUUUGCUAGCCUUUAUGAAUUGAAAGAGGAGCUUGGGCGUGGCGCUUUUUCUGUUGUGAGGCGAUGCAUACAAAUAUCAACAAAUCUCGAAUUCGCUGCCAAAAUAAUUAGUACAAAACGACUCGCUACCCGCGAUAUGCAAAAACUUGAACGUGAGGCUCGCAUUUGUCGACGUCUCAAGCACCCAAAUAUAGUCCGGUUGCAUGACUCAAUUCAAGAUGAAAAUCACCAUUACCUUGUCUUCGAUCUUGUAACAGGUGGAGAACUCUUUGAAGACAUCGUUGCUAGGGAAUACUACAGUGAGGCAGAUGCUAGCAACUGCAUGAAACAGAUUCUUGAGAGCGUCAACUAUUGCCACCAAAAUAAUAUUGUCCAUCGGGAUCUCAAGCCGGAGAACCUGUUACUUGCUAGCAAGACCCGUGGCGCCGCUGUAAAGUUGGCGGAUUUUGGGUUGGCCAUUGAGGUGCAGGGCGACCAGUUCGCCUGGUUCGGUAAGUAUUUCCCUUCAUUAUGGCUUUUUACUUGCUCUGAGCAAUUCGACUGCAUCUCUGUUGGCUAA